CUCCUUUUCCUUUCAUCUUGACUUUUCCUCCAUUUCUUUAGCCAAUUCUUAACUUUCAAACACUUACGUACAAGAGCAUAUCCCACCAUUUUGAAUCCAACCUAAGGUUCCAACGAUACUUUAAUAAAUCCGUUUGACUUCUUUUGAAAUCUGAAUUUCAAAUUCCCGCUCAAAUGAAGCAAGAACCUUGAUUUUACACCUAUAAAUACCAGACUUUGUGACUAUUUUCAACACCUUGGUAACCGCCGCUCGAUGACUCAUAAAAGCUACUGCUCUCAUUUGUUCUCAUAAUUUUGCCUUGCCAAAAAUCUUCUCUUUUCUCUUGCCACUUGAUUCUGUUGGUUUUAAAUACAAUAGAGGUGCUGCAUUUUGUUGACGAUUGCAUCGUUUAACAAUCAUCUGAGUUAGCAAGUUCGAGGUCGAAGUUCGGUAGAUCCAAAGCCGAUGCCUCAGUUCACUGCCCCGCAACAGACAAUGGUUAAAUCUAAAGGUGGUAGUGAGAAACAAAAGGGGAAAGCAGAGUCCUCCCGGGGUAGGGGACGAGGACAAAUUAAGUUAACCCCUGCAAUACGGAAAUCCAUUGGGCAAAUAAGGAAGAACAUUCGAGUUGCAGACAGAGCUGCUUCCCACUCCGAGGGGAGUGAGUAUGUGCCCUCCCGGGAGGCCUCAGAGACUGACUCGAUGCCUACACAUGUAGCAGACUUUCCGAGGAGGUUUCACUUGACAGAUGAGCCCACACCCCUAACCUCUCCUGCUUCUCCUACUACUUCUGAGUCGUCUGAUGGCUCAGCGGAGAUAGCGAGUCCUAUGCUUUAGCCAUACCUACAGCUUCGUCACCGACACAAGAUCCCAUAGAUGUAGAUGUCGAGGUACCGGAUGACAGGAAAAGGGUGUGACACCUAGACCGGAGGUGUGGAAAGGACAAGAAACCCUGAGGUUUGGCAACAUAGGUUUGUUAGUGAGCUGGCAUACCAUAAAUUCAGGGAGUGGUGUCCUCAAAAGCCACUCAUUCAUGAGUGCCAGUUCAUAGAGCGGGAUCUUCUGCCUCACAACCCCAAUAUGAAGCAGCACUUCAAUGAAUGAGUGGGAUGUGAGUACUUCACUAGCAAGGUGCCGGAUGCUAAUGAGCACCUAGUCAAGGAAUUCUACGCCAAUGCCUCCCACAUCAAAAAGGACACAAAAGUGACUAAGGUGUGGAACCUGAAGGUCAAGUUUCAUGGGAAGAUGAUCAAUGAUUACUUGGGAUUCAAUGAUGAAGAUGAGUCACUGUACUUAGAGAAGGUGGCGAUGGAUGAGGCAGCUCGCCUGUGGUUGGCAUCACUUCUGGCUCUCCCGGAUACUACUCCAGCAUGGUUGACAGUAGGGGUUCCUAUCUUGAGGAACACCCUAAACUUUGAGGCAAAGGGUUGAGAGACCUUUGUGUGCAGCAGACUAGACCCCACUACUCACGACAACACCAUGCCGAUUUCCCGGGCGAUUGUAGUGGCGGCUAUCAUGGCGGGGUUCCCGAUCAAUGUCGGGAAUAUCAUGUCUAGGGUGAUUAUUAGAGUGGUCAACGAGGGUGAUAGAUCUUACCCAUUCCCGAACUACCUAACCAUGUACUUGGAAGAUCACGAGGUGAAGAAAAGAAAUUUCGAUGUCAUGGUAAAGCCUAAGAAGCCCUUCUCAUGGUACAACCUUCAGGGUCCAAGAAACCCCAAAUCCAAGGGAUCCAAGGGCAAAGCUACUACUUCUACUGGCCAGUCUGAAGAGCCAGCAGUGGUAGUCACUACUUUACAACCUCCAACUGCCAUACUAGAUCUUGCCUCCGUACUAUCUACUUCCAUGUCGUCCUUAGUGCCAUCCUCCCCAGCAUACCGUUGACUGCUCAUAUAUUGAACCAAACACUCUCCAUGAUCAACAACUAGAUGUAAGCAACAACUUCUAAGCUGUCUGUGCUAUCCAGUUCAGUGGCAGCCCAGUAUGUUCCCCCACAGUCACAGGUGCCAGCUUCAGUAGAAGAGUCUUUCAAGGAGCCUUUGGACAACCAGAAGAAGCUCCUAGAGAAUCAAAAGCUUAUCAUCGAUGCUCUUGUAGUUCAGGGAAAAACACUUAAGGAGCUGAGCAAGCAGACAAAGAAGCUGAAAAAGACUCGGGCCUUGAAGGAGUCAGUGAAGCAAUUAAGGGGAGAGAUGGAGAAGAUGAAGUUAGCUGGCGACCUACCAUUGGAGCUACUAUUACAGGACCAGCUUCCAGCAGCUCAAAUAGAGCAGAUUUAGGAGCAGGAGACUGAGGGAGAGCCUAGGAGGAGGAGAGUGAUGCCCCGGGUUAAUGAUGUAGAGAUUGAGUUGGAGGAUUCUGAGGGAGGUACCUCUGGCUAGCCACAGGCCCCAGAGCCAGGUGAUCCAGGGACCCAACCACAUGACCCCAUGCAAAAAGAGGACUCAUAGAGAGUUUUCUUUACUCUCUACCCUUCUUUUUGAUCUUAUUUUUGGUUAUUUAGU
Messenger RNA from Nicotiana tabacum (common tobacco), 2483 nucleotides. NCBI's taxonomy places the organism in Eukaryota, Viridiplantae, Streptophyta, Magnoliopsida, Solanales, Solanaceae. The record is from RefSeq and is a predicted model, not a curated record.